Messenger RNA from Amorphotheca resinae ATCC 22711, 764 nucleotides. RefSeq lists its product as hypothetical. The record is from RefSeq and is a predicted model, not a curated record. Lineage: Eukaryota; Fungi; Ascomycota; Leotiomycetes; Helotiales; Amorphothecaceae. The transcript has 3 exons. Bases 154 to 507 code for a protein of 117 amino acids.
UUCGGAUCUUCCUUUCCCGCCGGCCUUUUAUCUCCUCUCCAAAACCUCUCCAAGAGAACAGUAUAGAGAACUUUCUUCUCCAAUCCAUCAUCCUAGAUCUCUUGUCAUAUCUCUGGUCGUUUGUCUUUUCAAGCAAGCAGAACUGCAGAAGAAAUGGCACCCAAAGGACCCUAUAAGCUGUGUACCGUCAACACGGCUCCUGAACGCGCAAAGCGGCUCGUCGGCCGCGUGGUUGAGGAUGUGAAGGCCGAAUAUACGAUUUUACAUCUUGCGAAUGCUGAAAGAAUCGAAGAUGUGAAAGCCAUGUGCGAGAAGAACCAACCUGAUGUCCUCUUCUGCGCCUCUAUGUGGACACCUCAAGAAAGCGAUGAGAUUCAAAGGAUAGCCAGGGAGACAGUUCCUGGAAUCAAGACAAUGGCAAUUCCGCAGGGAUUGCAGGUCGAGAAGGGACCGGAUGCUGUGGUUGAGUUUCUGAAAGAGAAUUGGCCGCGGUUGGUUGGGAAUUGAAGAACGUUGAACCGAUAAUUGAUAGUUGGGACUCUGUUUCGAAGAUCUAGUAAAGGGAUUGAUUAGGUGUUUACCAAGGAGACAGAUUCAUUACUACUUUCUUACAUGCCAUGCCUAUUAAGGUGCCUUAUAUCAAGGGAUAUCCACGCUUACCUCAAUACCAAUAUCCCGCCCUUCCAGACCGUGCCCCAAACUCCCAGAUAUGUAGUCCCUGCCCUCGAAUCUCUCGAGUCUCGAUGCUUUCUCUCAUCAUUAAU